Messenger RNA from Bacillus rossius redtenbacheri, 930 nucleotides. RefSeq names its product hemolymph lipopolysaccharide-binding protein-like. The record is from RefSeq and is a predicted model, not a curated record. The transcript is spliced from 4 exons. The coding region runs from base 186 to 776 and encodes 196 amino acids. Lineage: Eukaryota; Metazoa; Arthropoda; Insecta; Phasmatodea; Bacillidae.
CACCAGAGUGGAGCAGACGUCAAUUGUCGCCACUUGAUCGACACAACCUCGCUGAACCACUCCUGCCGAGCCGCUCAGUAACGUCACCUUGUCUGCCUGCAGCAAAUUUCCACUCGCAGCUUCAUUUUUCACACACUGCAAAUGAGGGAGAAUCGGAAGAAGCAAAUGGGACAAGUCCGUGGAAAAUGGAUUUCAACCAGAGGAUUGAGGCAAGCGAAGAUGGAGAAAAGGUUCACCUCUAUGCAACUGUAAUAAUUCCCCCCGCCGGGCCCGGGUCCUCGGGGGUGUCCACGGUGAGCGGCGAGACGAGGGCCUCCGCGGGCGGCGACGAGGGGGCAGCCCUCCAGGUGCAGGGCUACCGCCCGGUGGCCGGCCUCGGCUACUACAAGUUCCACGCCCUGCCCCUCACCUGGUACGGCGCGCUCAAGACGUGCUACACGGAGGCCGCGCAGCUGGCGGUCAUCGGCUCCGAGGCGGAGGCGGCCGCCCUGCGCCGGUUGUUCCAGGAGCACCCCUCCGUGCCCGGCGCCCACUACGACUACGCCGCCUUCAUGGGCGCCAGCGACCUGGAGCACGAGGGCGUCUACGUCACUGUGGACGACGUGCCACUCCAGGAUGCGGGCUACCUGCGCUGGCAGGACGGCCAACCCAACAACUACGGCCGCGGCGACUCCCCCGGCCAGGACUGCAUCGCCAUGACCCGGCAGGCGGAGUACUUCGAUGUCGAGUGCUACAUCAAGCUGCCCUUCAUCUGCGAGAGACGUCUGGACGGCUGACGCUCGCCUCGAGUUCACAGCUGGCUCGGCCCAGCCUCCACUUGAUUCAACGCAUCACUGAAGCAACAAUCAUUGAGCAUUAAACCACACACUUUGAAAAUUACUGUUUUCAUUUGUUUUGAUUGAUUUCCCAAUAAACCUUCAAUUACACGUU